Molecule: messenger RNA, 1062 nt
Organism: Vespa crabro (European hornet)
Lineage: Eukaryota; Metazoa; Arthropoda; Insecta; Hymenoptera; Vespidae
Product: ankyrin repeat domain-containing protein 40-like
Exons: 4
Coding region: 265-1032 (255 amino acids)
Molecular function (GO): protein binding
Source: RefSeq, a predicted model, not a curated record
UUAAAUUUUUAUUGGUUGCUACGACAGUUAAAAAUGUAUUCUCAUUCGAUUUUCGUACAUAAACCAAAAUGAGAUGCUAUAAAAAGAAGUUAUUAUAUUAUCAUUAUUAUAUACAGUUUUGAUAUUUUAAUUUUAUAAAAUAUAUCAAAAUAGCAGAGUUUUUAAUACUACAUCAAUAUCCUGAUUGUUUGUAAAACCUUUACAAGGUCUACAAUUGAAAUAUUCGAGGACCCGCAUGUAGUUAACGUUUUACAUUAAAGAAAUAUGGAACAACAAAUAUUAGAAGACCGUCUGAAAGAAGCAGUCUGUAUUGGGGAUACGGAUGUAGUUCAGGAACUUAUCAAUUUAGGCGUCAAUGUUAACACGCAACGCAUUGGUUCCGGAUGGACACCAUUACAUUGGGCUUGCAAAAAAGGCUUUUUGGAUGUCGUUUCUUUACUUUUGAAGCAUGGUGCGGAUAAAAAGAUAAAGUCAGAAAAUGGGGAAUCAGUAAAAUCGUUAUGCUCCAAUGAAGAAAUUUUACAAUUAUUAAAUUCUGAUAUUCAAUGUAAUACAAAUGGACCAAUGAUACAUCAAUUUAUGCCUAAAUAUAAAAAGAAUGUAAUUACCAAUGUAGAUCCUAUGCAGCAUUUAGGAGUGAAUCAUACUCGAUAUGAAUUGAAAAAUAAUAACCAUUUGCAAGAUGAAUUAGUAAUAAAAGUACGUAUUGCAAAUGCACCUGAUCCUGACUUUGUGGAGGUCGAAUUACCUAUGAAUGAUUUAACAUACCAGACAUUAAUACAGAUAUGUUGUGAAGAAUUUGGAUUAUGUCCAUAUCAAAUUUUGAAGUUACGAAAAUUACCAAAUACUAAACUGAGAAAAGAUAAAGACAUAAAACGACUUCAACACUUUCAAGAAAUUGAAAUAAUAACAGAUCCAGCAAAUGUAUAUAAACAUGUACAAUAUUCUAACAGUGUUCCUAAUAACAUUUCAUCUACACCAGCUAAUGGAUAUCAAAGUAUUUCACAUAAAGACCAAACUAUUUUAUAUUAAUAUCAUUUUUAAUUCAUUUAUAUUAGGGUU